Durusdinium trenchii is the source of this 2112-nucleotide messenger RNA. The record is from the annotation of a GenBank genome assembly. NCBI's taxonomy places the organism in Eukaryota, Dinophyceae, Suessiales, Symbiodiniaceae.
UUCUGCCAGUAAUAGCACAAGCGACCUAUCCACAUGACUUGAGUCAUUGAUGCCAUGGUAUCCGAAACCCAGCAGGCCGAGGACGGCGAGGCUUGGCGCCAAGCGUUGCUCAGCAAGAUUGUUGGAGAUGAUGAGUUGAGUGGAGAAGACUUGGAACGCCAUGAACAGUUCCUGAAAGCCAAAGAGGAUGCACUCGCCGCCCUUGCAACUCAGCAAGACGCUGUCGCUAAAACCAGCAGUCUGAGUCGAAGAACCCAGCAAGUGCGCUUUGAAGGCAAGGCCUUUGAUGAGGAAACUGCGAGAAAGUUGGAGUUGAUUGCAGGAAGGGCAGCGAAGGACGCUACCCGGCGAGAGAUGGAAAGGUCAAAGCAGGCAAGUCAAGCACUUACUGCGGCCAAACAAGAGGCUCAGACUGCCUUGCAGGCAGCCGUUGCAGAACUGCCCAAAGACCAGAAGGCAGCGAGUUUGGCACCAACAUGGAUUUCCGAUGAAGAGUACAAGGAGCUGGGAUACCCACAGUUGGACCCAAAGUUCAGAAGCAAUGAGUGGCAAAAGAAGCAGUUGCAACUGGACAGUACCGAUCCACGGCACAAUCCCAAUCUGAAUCGAGACCAGAACGAUCCGGAGUUCUGGUACCAUGCUGCAAGAAAGCCUUUCAACAAGGCCCUGCUACGAACGGAGCAACAUUGGAACAGCCGGAGAGAGGUUUGGCUGAAGCAGUUUGAGCAGGUGAAAGAUUUGAAUCAGAAAAGAGAGCUCCUUGCAGAACUGCUGGAGGAUACCUCCACAGAGGUGAAGCGCUUGGUGGCACCGAUCCUCCACUUCAGCAUUACCAUGAAGGUCUUAAGCGGCUUCGUGGAGAAGGCCAAGCAACUGCGAAAAAGCUUCCAUGAGAUCGUCUCUUCUGAGGAGAGUCUGACUAUUUUGCAGGGCAUCCGGGAUAGAGUAGAUGAAUUUGGAAGUCAGGCGGCCGAUGAUAUGCUGACUGAGUAUGAUGCUAGAGCCAGGACAUUGGCGACAGAUCGACAAGAAGAAAAACAAGAUCAGGAGAAGAAAAUAGCUGAUGUUCACACCUUGGCCCAAAUCAUGAAUUGGGGGCAGAAGUGCAAGAAGGAUGGCCUCGUGGAAUGGGAGCAAGGCAAUUGGAUGGAGGCCUAUGUGAGUUGGAGGCAGGCAGACGACACCUUGCGUCCCUUCAAGGCCGCGGAUAAGGAGAACAACCAGGUUUACUCUGAGCUUCACACAGCUGUGCUCAAGAAUCUCUCUCAGGCUUGCAUGAAGCUGGGCUUGUGGCACGAGGCUGCCAAGGCGGCCGAGACUGCCACACAGCUUUCUCCGGAAGAUCAUAAGGUGGCCAGCCAAGCUUGGUUCCGGUGGGCUUGUGCAUUGGAGGGUUUAGGCCAGCUUGACGAGGCAGAGGAGUGCCUGCACAAGAUUGAUGAGUGCUCGGUUGGACGACCUGACCGAACUCGAAUAUCAAAGGAUACGCAGGCCAAGCGCGAAAAGCUACAAGCCUUGCGAGAUCGAGAGCAAGCAUCGCUGAAGAAGACUUUGGAGAAAGCAAUUGCCAGGAAUGUGUUUAGCGAAGAGCGCCAGGACCAAGAUCAAGUUCUCCAGGACUUAGCGCAACAGCCUGCUGUCUCUCCAUCCAAAGCAUUCAUCGAAGAGGAAGCCAAUGAAGUGACCCGGAAGCAUCUCACAAAAGAAGGUGCCAAGGACUUGCUGAAGGAACUUCGUGAUGCAUACAGAGACACCACCUUCCAGCUGCAGAUCUUCAAACUUGCGCGGGAUGUACGUGGCGAGAAGCAGCCGUUCCUCACGAACUUGGCUGCGCUUGCUUUGCCUUUGCAGAAGCCUGUGUUAGAAGCGUUUGGCUUCGCACCCAACGAGAAGGGAUUAAAGGAGAUGAUUCGAGCACUGCAGGAUCACCUCCAUGGGCCUGGGAUGGAUGAGACUGUAAAGAGGGCAGCUGAUGAGACCACUAUGGCACUAUACGGAGUCAUGUAUGACAAGCUUACACGCCCCGAUGACUCUCACGAAGCACCCAGACUAGAGGCCAGACUCGGCCGCGAUCCUCGUGAGGAUGAAGAUUCUAGUUAAAUAUCAAAAGAA